Molecule: messenger RNA, 1035 nt
Organism: Emys orbicularis (European pond turtle)
Lineage: Eukaryota; Metazoa; Chordata; Testudines; Emydidae
Gene: LRRC39
Product: leucine rich repeat containing 39
Exons: 8
Coding region: 16-1035 (339 amino acids)
Biological process (GO): signal transduction
Molecular function (GO): protein binding
Source: RefSeq, a predicted model, not a curated record
GAAUGUGUAAGAACCAUGACUGAAACUGCACCAUGCAUUGGAUCAUUCUCUGCUGUUAAGACACUUUGGGAAGUGAGAAUUCAGAAAAUAAAUGAAGAACUACGGAAGGAAAAGGAAUUCAGACAGAGGGCUGUAGGCAGACUGAUGCUUGUCUGGGAGGAAAGAGACAGUUUAGCCAAGCUCAAAGAAAAAGUCAUCACUGAAGAUGGAAGGGUUAUACUAAGGAUAGAACAAGAAGAAUGGAAGAUGUUACCUGCUUGCUUACUGAAACUGAACCACCUCCAGGAAUGGCAGCUUCACAGAAUUAGUUUGGUGAAAAUUCCUGAAUUCAUUGGAAGGUUUCAAAAUCUCAUUGUGCUGGAUCUAUCCCGAAAUGCCAUUGAAAAGCUACCUAAAGAGAUUGGCCAGCUGCCUAACCUCCAAGAGCUGCUUCUCAGUUAUAAUAAAAUUAAGUCUGUUCCUAAAGAGCUAAGUAACUGCAUCAGCCUCGGAAGACUGGAACUGGCUGUGAACAGGGAUAUCUGUGACCUUCCACUUCAGCUCAGUGACCUAAAGAAGCUUUACCAUGUAGAUCUGAGUAUGAACCAAUUUACUACCAUCCCUUCAGCUCUCCUGAACAUGCCAAGUCUAGAAUGGUUAGACAUGGGGAGCAACAAACUUCAGCAACUCCCUGAUACGAUUGACAGAAUGGAGAACUUACAUACUUUAUGGCUCCAACGGAAUGAAAUAACCCACUUACCAGAAACCAUCAGUAAUAUGAAAAAUCUGAGUACUCUUGUCCUCAGCAACAACAAACUCCGGGAUAUUCCUGCUUGCAUGCAACAAAUGACAAAUCUCAGAUUUGUCAACUUCAGAGACAACCCACUGGAGCUGCAAGUAACACUUCCCCCAUGCGAGAAUACUGAAGAGGAAGAGGAACGGGAAUUGUUUGGUAUUCAGUUCAUGCAUAUGUAUAUUCAAGAGUCACUCAGCAGAGCAGAAAACCUGGACAACUGUAUACCUGUUGCUUCUGCCACCAUUAAUGAUAAUGAAUAA